Physella acuta is the source of this 1482-nucleotide messenger RNA. Its product is annotated as vacuolar protein sorting-associated protein 37A-like. Gene Ontology annotation, biological process: ubiquitin-dependent protein catabolic process via the multivesicular body sorting pathway; protein targeting to membrane; protein targeting to vacuole. The record is from RefSeq and is a predicted model, not a curated record. Gene Ontology annotation, cellular component: ESCRT I complex. NCBI's taxonomy places the organism in Eukaryota, Metazoa, Mollusca, Gastropoda, Physidae.
AUGAAUCGACCAUGUAAUAUUAGUAAAAAAAAAGGAUCAUCAGCUGCCAAUCUUCAAGCUCAAAAGUCGAAGCAAGUGGAAAGUCUUAAGAAAAUUGGGGCUGUAGAAAUACUAAGAGACCAAGAAUACAGAGUCAACGUUAAACAAGUAAUUCCACCACCCCUCCCCCCUCGAAGAAAUCAAGGGACUGUGGGUGACCUGGGAUUGGAUCAGUUGACACUUGGGCACUCACAAAUAACAAACAUAUUGUCAGAGUUCCCAGCUCUGAAGGAUAUGAAACUAUUUGAGCUUGAGGAACUGAUGAGUGAUGAAGAAAAAAUAACAGAGAUGGUCCAAAAGUCACAAGAAUUGAUAAAAUUUACUCAACAACUAGAAGAGCUUUCCUCAGCUUGUGUUCAUUUAGCAAAAAGUAACUUAUCCAAAAAGCCUGAUAUUGACAGUCUUAAACAAAGUAUAAAAGAAAAGAAUAUUGAACUGGAAAAUUUAAAAGUAGAAUUUGAGAAGCACUGUGAGCACCACAUGACAUUGUCUGACCAAUACCAUCCGUUACAUAUACAAUCAAAUCUUAAAGUAGCUGUUAUGGAAGCUGAUGAAGAAUCAGAAAUUAUAGCAGAGCAAUUUUUGGAAAAAGAAAUAGAUGUUGAUGAGUUUUUGAAAAAGUUCAUGGAAAAAAGAACAUUGUGCCAUUUACGUCGAGCUAAAGAAGAGAAACUGAACCAUAUUAUAUUAUCUCCAGGCCUUCGAUUCUAAAUACUGAUUUGUUAUUACGCUUAUAUCUUGUAUUUACUUAACUUAUUUCUUGUCAAGUAUUACUUAUUGUAAUUUGCAUUCUUAGUGAGGCACUGGAAAAGCAAACAAAGAUGUGUGAAAAAUUGGCAUUUUUUUAAAAUGAAAAUUCCUUUGUUGUGUUUUUAUAUUUUAUUAUAAAAUUUUUGUUUGAUUAAUCUACUUAUUAAAAAAAACUGAGGGUUAAGUAGUGUUUACAAUAACUACACUUGUAAUGUUCUAGUCAAUCACUUUAAUUGAACUGUAUGAUUGAAUUUGUAGUUCUAUCACUUUGAUGAGGUUUGUUACCUCUCUUUCCACUAGUUAACUACCAUAAAAGGUUAAAGGAUUUUAAAAUUAACACAGAUUUACAUAGAGAAAAGAAGUGAAUUAAUAUAGAGCCGCUAUUUCCAACCUUUAAAUUGCAACAUUGUUUUAUUAAUGAAUAUUUUGUUACCAGUGUUUAGAUAAUUUAAACCAAAAUGCUUAUAGGGAGUUAUAUUUUUAAAAUUAUUUGGUACAAAAUUAAGAUUGUAUUAUUUGUUUAUGGGUACUAACAAAUUUCCUCGACUUAGAAGAAUCAGCUUAAAACCCAGAUAAAAAAAAUAAUAGUUCUUUUUAAAAAAAAUUAUUUAUUGUUGGGAUUAAAUAAUAAGUAUGCUGCUGAUAAAUAUUCACUGUUGUUGAUUUUAAUUUUUAGCUAUUAAAUUGUUUUAC